Messenger RNA from Carassius gibelio (silver crucian carp), 6535 nucleotides. RefSeq names its product myocardin (gene myocd). NCBI's taxonomy places the organism in Eukaryota, Metazoa, Chordata, Actinopteri, Cypriniformes, Cyprinidae. The record is from RefSeq and is a predicted model, not a curated record. Bases 393 to 3236 code for a protein of 947 amino acids. Gene Ontology annotation, biological process: smooth muscle cell differentiation; cardiac muscle cell differentiation. The transcript has 16 exons.
UCUCAUUUUGAAUGGUCCUGUUUGCCCGUGGGCUUUGGGCUGGAGAUGUUGUUCUGUUUCCAACCGCACUAGCAAACCAUGAUCAAAAUCAACUACAGGAAAACAUCUGGUUCCUCGAAUGGCAGUGUAUCAUCAUACAUCGGUGUCAUAUGCACACAUCUGAAGCUCUCAGAGGAUGAGGAGGAGGAGGAAGCUCAGGUGAUUCGACCGCAGCUCCUCCAGGACACGUGUUGAGCACCAUUUAAGAGCACUACAUAGACAACAUGAUGAUCUGAUCGUCAUCUACUUCUGAGACUGAUCUGAGAUCUGCAUGAUGAUCACAAACGCUGCUCUUGAUCAUUAGUUUCUCAGACGGCAGCUGAUUGGGACGCAGUGGGAGCGUGAACAGGACAAUGAAUGUAGUGACGAGCAGAGAACAGACUCCAGAUCAUGAGUCCAGCAUGAGGAAGCAUGACCUUCAACCCUGCUCAAACACAGAGCACAAGAAUGUCCUGCAGCUGAGACUCCAGCAGAGGAGGACACGAGAGCAGCUCGCUGACCAGGGCAUCAUGCCUCCCUUGAAGAGUCCGGCUGCGUUCCACGAACAGAGGAAAAGUCUUGAGCGAUCCAAGACUGGAGAUUAUUUAAAACACAAAAUCAGAAGUCGACCAGAGAAAUCAGAGCUUGUCAACAUGCAUAUUCUACAAGAAUCCACCGCCGAAGGUCCCGCACUCGACUCACAGACCAAACUGAAGCGAGCCAGAUUGGCCGACAACCUGAAUGAGAGAAUCGCUCUCAGACCCGGCCCGCUGGAGCUGGUGGAGAAGAACAUCAUUCCUGUCGACUCCACUGUAAAAGAAGCAGCUAUGAAAGUGAACCAUGGGAAGUUCCCGCAGCAGGAGGACUCGUACGCGUUUGAGGAGGACAGCAGCAGUGAGAGUCUGUCUCCAGAUCAGCCACACAGUGAAGAGUCGCAGUGUUCGGCCGAAGUGCUCACAGAGAACAAGAGCAGCGGCUCCAGCUCACCCACACUCACCAGCACCGAGCAUGGGUCUCAGAGCAAAGACAGCAUCACUCAAAACCAGGAGGAGAACAUGACCAACAGCCAGGAAACUCCACCCAUUCCUGUUCCUGCAAUAGUCAAGUCCAAAAUGUCUGAGAAGAACCGCCACAAGAAACCCAAAGACAUCAAGCCUAAAGUAAAGAAGCUGAAGUACCACCAGUACAUCCCGCCGGACCAGAAGGCAGAGAAAUCUCCUCCGCCGCAGAUGGACUCGGCGUACGCACGUCUCCUGCAGCAGCAGCAGCUCUUCCUCCAGCUGCAGAUCCUCAGCCAGCAGAAACACCAGCAGAGCUCACACACACACUCACACACACACACACAUCAGCAGCAGAGCUUCAGCUACCAGACCCUCAACCAGAGCACGCUCAACAAGGCGUCCGGUGAACAGCAGUCAUCAUGUGCGUCCAGCGUCCAGACCAGCAGCAGCUCCUCGUCUCCAGUGAAGAACAGCUACUGCAACCCGUCCAUCAGCCCGCUCAGACCCGGACCGCUGCCCGCCAACCUGGACGACCUGAAGGUGUCUGAACUCAGACAGCAGCUGCGGAUCCGCGGUCUCCCCGUGUCUGGCACUAAGACCGCGCUCAUAGAGCGUCUGCGGCCCUUCAAAGACUCUUCUCCGGUCACUUCUGCAGACGUCAGCGCAGCUGCAUUCCCCGUGACUCCCACCGGAUCGCUCUCAUCCUACCAGUCGCACGGCGCCGGCUUCUACCCGUUCUGCAGCAGCGGCUCCACACCACCCAUCUCUCCAGCUUCAUCUGAUCUCUCCGUCAGCGGCUCGCUGCCUGACAGCUUCAGCGACGUCACCAUGUCCUCGCCGCAGUUCGGCCUGCAGCCAUCGCCGGCCCAGCUGAGCGCAGACGAGGGUCAUAGCACGCUGGGACCGGACGCCGAGAAGGACAAGAUGCUGGUGGAGAAGCAGAAGGUGAUCGAGGAGCUGACGUGGAAGCUGCAUCAGGAGCAGAGGCAGGUGGAGGAGCUGCGCAUGCAGCUGCACAAGAGGAAGCGCGUGCAGGACUGUCCCGCUCCGCCGCAGCACAUGAUGCAUCUCCAGCCUCCAGCGCAGAUGCAGCAGUUCUACGGCGUCUCCGUCAAGCAGGAGCAGGUGGUGUCCAGCUGUCCUCUGGCUGCCAAGCAGAUGAAAGGCAGCUGCAUGGCUCACUGCAAUCUGCACGCUGCGCCGUCAUCUGCGAGCCCGGCCAGUCUGUCUGCGUUCCUGAGCCCUCAGUGCUCUCCUGAAGACUCACCCGUCACCAAAGCCUCCAGCAGCCCCUCGUCCCCCGGCCAGCCGUACCUGCUGAGAGACUCACACACACUGCCUCAGAACACAAGCAGAGCCGCACACAACGUACAGUUACAGCAGAAGAGCGCAGGACAGACGGCGAGCUGCUCGUAUCCGUCAGAUCAGAGAAACCUGCAGCCGCUUUACCAUCAGAAUCCAGCAGACGCCAGAGCAUCCACCAAAGCCAAGAGCAGCAGCGUGCAGCAGAAAGAGGCUCUGUCUCUCUCUCCGCGGCACGUUGAGCCCAAGUCUCCUACAUCCAGCACUGCCUUCUGUAGCUCAGAUCCCCCUGCCUCCGGCAGUAAAGGGCCGCCGUGUUAUGAGGAUGCAGUGAAACAGCAGAUGUCGCGCAGCCAGCAGAUGGAUGAGCUUCUAGACGUCCUCAUCGAGAGCGGAGAAAUGCCAGCUAACGCCAAAGAAGAGAGGUCUCCUGUAACCAAAGUUGUGCCUCACCUUACAGCUUCGCCCAAGUUCCCCCGACACUACAGUCACAUGUCGCCCUCCAUGCUUGCUUACGAUCACGCGGUGGCUCACGGAGACGCUCAUCUGGAGACGCUGCUGAGCCCCAUGAGCCGGACGCAAGGAGACGCGGCGCUCCUGAAGAUGCCCGCCGUGGACGGACGCUUGGAGGAGGCGGGCGAUGGAUUCAACAACCGUGACAUGAUGGGUACCCCUGUAUCGCCCACGGCCGGAAAGAUCACCGCGGUUGCCGCUGAGGGCCACGGCCUCGGAAUGACCUUCGCGGAGUCGCCUUGGGAGACAAUGGAAUGGCUGGAUCUGACUCUGCCCAGCUCCGCCAACACCUUCCACAACGGCCUGCCUCCGUCCGGGCCGAGCAUCUUCAACACCGAGUUCCUGGACGUGAGCGACAUCGGCCUGAACUCGGCCAUGGACCUGCACCUGGAGCACUGGUGAGGAGGAACAUCACGUCCACACCCAGAUCUCCAGAGCCAGCGUUUAAAACUGUUUUAUCACGUUCCAUCAAAACUUGAAUUGUUUUGACUGUGGAUUCUGGCAAAGGUGUUUUGAUUACUGGAAACAGAAAGACGCUCCAAAUGGAAAUCGAACUGAGACGUCCGUACCAUCCGUCUGUAAAUAUAUGAAAGCAACUUAAUAGUUUUUUUUUUUUUUUUGUCUGCACAUUUGUGGUGUGGGAAAAACACACAGUAAUGCAUCACACUAGUAUAUCACGUGUACUCUCUUGUGCUGUUGUAAAUAUGAAUUCACACUUGCACCUUCAGCUUACAGUAGGAUGUCACUUUUUAUGAGCAUUUAAUUCCUUCCUGUCAUCAUCAUGUAAUUAAUUUAUUUUGAGAGCGCAAACCUUUGGUUUUUACAUGUGAUACGGAAGCCUGUUUCUGUCAUUGGAUAAAAAAUAAUGAUAAUUGCGUCUUUUUAUUUCACAAUGCUGACGUUUUCCUCAAUUUUUAGAAAAAAGUCUGAAUUAUAAGAUAUAAUAUCAGAAUUUUAACUGUUUUUUUUUUUUUUUUUUUUCAGAAUUGUGAAUUUACAUCUCGCAAUUUAGUUUUUGUUUCCACCACAGAACAAGUACCGUAUUUUUCGGACUAUAAGUUGCACCUGAGUAUAAGUCGCAUCAGUCCAAAAAUACGUCAUGACAAGGAAAAAAACAUAUAUAAGUCACACUGGACUAUAAGUCGCAUUUAUUUAAAACCAAGAACCAAGAGAAAACAUUACCGUCUCCAGCCUCGAGAGCGCCCUCUGGCGGCUGUAGACGGUAAUGUUUUCUCUUGGUUCAUUUCUCUCGGUUCAUGUCAAAUUAAUUUUGAUAAAUAAGUCGCACCUGACUAUAAGUCGCAGGACCAGCCAAACUAUGAUAAAAAAGCGUGACUUAUAGUUUGUAAAAUACUGUAGUAAAAAUAGGUAACUGUGACAUUUUAUCUCCAUUUUAAUUUUUGUCUUGUAAUUGAGUUUAUAUUUUACAAUUCCGUCUUUUCAUCUUGCAAUUCUGACUAUCUCAUAAUUCUGAGUUUAUAACUCCGAAUUCCAAAUGUCUGUUUUGUAAUUACGACUUUCUAUCUCAUAAUUCCAACUUUAUAUCUCAUAUUUUCCAGUUGAUAUCUCUCAAUUCUGACUUUCUCGUUAUUCUGAUUUUCUUGCAAUUCCGACUUUCUAUUGCAUAAUUCUACGUUUUUAUCCCGUAAUUCCGACUUUCUAUCUCACAAUUCUGAGUUUAUAUCUUGCAAUUCUUGGGGGGGUCCAAACUGUGAGAUCAGAUGUUGCAAUUAACUUUUUAUUUAAAUUUGUAUGUCACUGCAGAAAUAAGCUUCCGUAAUGUUAAUGCUCACACUUCAUGUGAAAGAGAAAAUCACUAAAUCUCUGUAUUUUAGCACAAUCAAGCCAACAUCUCUGGUCAAAAGAUCAAAGCAGAUGAAGUAUAUACUUUUUUUUUUCAUUUAUUACUAAUUUCUUUCCCCAAAGUCUGUUUUGCAUUUUAGAUUAUUAAUAUUCCUGCCACAUCUGUUAUUUUGAAAAAAAAAAAAUCAUUAGCUCUUUUAUUAUUAUUAUUAUUAUUAUUAGAUGUUUUAUUAUUUUUGGAUCUUACGCUUCUGAUGUAUUUAUUUCAACCUUUUCUUUUCAUUGGCAUAUUUAUAUAUAUUUAUGAGACAUUCCUUUCAUUAAAACAAAAGUUAAAAGCGUGAUUAAAACAAUGAGGACACAAGUGUGAAAAUCAUGUUCACUACAGUGGUGACAUUUUCUGACACACAAACAGUAGGUUUUUAAUACUUUCUGAUUUAUUUGUUGACGUACCAUCCCUGUUUCUCAUUGAAACCUCACCGAGUCCUUUCAAUAAAUCACAUUGUAUGAAUCUUAAAUGACAAUAAAAACAUUCUGAAUCAAAAGCAAUACAUCACUAACUGUGAUGGCCAUUAUUACCAGCACUUGUGAAGAAUGAAUUCUAAUAUAUAGAUUAUAUAAGUUCAACUGUGAAACUGUACUGUGGCAGAUUUGGGACCUAACUUUUUUUUUUUUUUUAACUUUUUUAAAUAAAAUCCUUAGUUUUAGAUUGUAAUACUAGUCACUGAUUUAGCAAAACAAUUAUAUAUAUAUAUAUAUAUAUAUAUAUAUAUAUAUAUAUAUAUAUAAUUAGCUCACCAAAAGCUUAAAACUGUGAAUAGAUUUUUUUUUUCAUUUCAUGAAAUAUGUCUGUUUUUGCUAUUUACUGAUUUUUUUAAUCAUGUUUUGUGCCACUGAAUGCUUUUGUACAGAUCUUAAGAAUCUCUUUAUCGUGCCUUUUCUAGAGCUGCGAGGCCUUAUAAUACAAAUAAACUCAAAGCAUAAUUCAGAAAAUCCAAUUUUAUAUAAACAGUUUUGUAAAAAUAAUCAACCCUGGGUUUUAGUUCAGUGAAUAAGCGUUAAGGGCAUUACAGACCGAGAGCAAGCUCUGUUUUAUAUUCAAGACUCAGUAUUAAACACAGUAGAGCAUUAGAGACUCCAUUUUUUACACAUGAAGUAGUUUCAUAAUACGACCAGAAAUUAGGUCUAUAAUUAAGAUGAAUUGUCUGUAAAGUUUUAUAAUCCUGUAGAUUUUAUUUUUCUAUGUUUGAUAUCGGCCAAUGAAUGGAGCAGCCCAGUAAAGUGACUUUGCAAUCUUGUAUAUAUAUAUAUAUGUAUUUUCUUUCUCCUUUAUAUAAUUAGUUUCUUUUUGAUUGUAAGCUGUGGUUCCUUUGAUCCUGAUGACAGAAAGUGUCUGUGCUGCACAAAUGUUCACUAUUACUCUUCACCUCUGUGGAAAACGGAGGUUUUGUCUUAUUUCUUCUUCUUUUGAUUCUCCUGGGGGAAAUAUAUACGUCUGACAGAAAGCUUUUAUAUUGCUUGGCCACUGAACAACGUUAUGAUAUAAACUGCCCCAGUAUGUGUCUCCACCGCUGUAUUACUGUACCAGAGUUCAAUAAACAAACAUAAAAUGAACAAACCGACUCCAUCAGUCUUGAUGACUAAUACAAAUAAAAAAUAAAACUCCUUUUGAGCUAUUUAAUGAUGAUUAUUGAAAGUUUCAGACUGCGUGCACUGUAGUAAAUGGUUUUUCAAAGAUGAUCAAGUUUGACAAGAAAAUGCAAUAUCAAUCUUUCAUCUUUUUUUACAUUUAAUUCAACGUUUCUUAGUGAUUGUGAAUUUUUCAGUUUCUAACACCAAUUUUGUUUUCAGUGUAGGUACUUCAAAUGCAUGACUGUUGAAUAAAUGCGAGACAGUGA